GGGCGCGCCAGAUACCGCCCCACUCGCCGCCCCACCACUCAUUAACGCCACGUUUUAAUUGUCGACGCCGUCAUGGGACGACGAACACGUGACGCUUGGACUAGGCGGAAGACGCAGACGCCCUCAAAUUGAGAGAAAAAAAUCACACUCAAAAAUUAUACCGAAAGUUCCUCAAAGUUCCUAAAAAGUUUUUCAACAAAAAUAUUUUUGUAAAAAUGACGGCGGUUAGACAGGUCGAGGACCAUCCGAUGGACAGUUCGGAUUCGAGUGAUUCGUGUGCCACCGUUUCGAAUAAUAACGAAAGCGUCAUCAGUACCGGGACGGGCUUGUACAAGUCCGGCUUGAAAUACAACGAUUUUGUUAACAAGUUGGACAGUUAUAAUAACAAUCAGUUAUUGUUGCCGACGCAGUUUUAUAAGACGCUCUUGGCCAAAGCAGUCUUAUCGUCCAGUAAUGAUGAUAAGACGAGUGUUUACAAGAACAUGUUGCAAUUUCAUAAGGACAGGGAGUUUGAACAGAAAGCAUUCGGCUGGGACGGCGCCCAAUCGGGCGGCAGCCCCUCGGGGCCGCAAUCGGGGGGCGUGGGUGGCCAGGGGGCACAAGGACUUGUCCACUGGAUGAGUGUAAUGGCCGAGCAUAUGGAUCCGGCGAUGUCACAUUAUAUGUCCUGGAAUCAAGAGUGCGGCCAACAUGCCAAAGACGAUUACCCCAACUGGACGAGGAACACGAUGGGGAUCAACAAGCAAGGGUACGAGGCCAAGAUGAACGAACAUAAUCAGAUGCACCAGAAAACUCUCGGCUACGCCUCGAACUGCUAUUUCCAACCACCAACAACAAAGAAAAACCUGGACGACCACCACAUGGGCGGCACGCCGGGCCUCUACACCUCCGGUCGUUCGACGUCGUCCAGCUCGAGUCCGGGGGUGGCCGGUUCAAGUCCGGCCCUGCUCGUGGUGCCCCAGCCCAUCAACGCGACGAAAAUGGGCGGAAUGCAAAACGGCGGCCCGCAACCACGGAAGUACCAAUGUAAAAUGUGCCCGCAGGUUUUCGGGUCAAAGGCCGAAUUGCAAUUGCACACUCAAGCUCACAUGCGCGAAGCCAAACCGUACAAGUGUUCCCAGUGUUGUAAGGCGUUCGCCAACAGUUCCUAUUUAUCGCAGCACACUAGGAUUCACUUAGGUAUUAAACCCUACCGAUGCGAAAUCUGCCAAAGGAAGUUCACACAACUCAGCCAUUUGCAACAACACAUUCGUACGCAUACGGGCGAUAAACCCUACAAAUGUCGACAUCCAGGUUGUCAGAAGGCGUUCUCGCAGCUGAGCAACUUACAGUCGCAUUCGAGGUGUCAUCAAACGGACAAACCGUACAAAUGCAAUUCGUGCUACAAGUGCUUCAGCGACGAGCCGUCCUUACUCGAACACAUUCCCAAACAUAAGGAGAGCAAGCAUUUAAAAACGCACAUAUGUCAGUAUUGUGGCAAGAGCUAUACGCAAGAGACUUAUCUCAGCAAACACAUGCAAAAACACGCAGAAAGAACGGACAAAAGACCCCCCAUAGGGCCCGCACUAGAUCAACUGUUUCCAGGUUUGAACCACCGAGGCUUGGAGCACCCCUACUGGCCGAAAGUGAGCCCCGACAGCGCCGAGAACAUGCACGAGUACCCGUCUGACAUCCCUCGCCAGAUCCUGGAGCAGAACGAAGACCUCGUGAUAAUCCGGCAACAAUUGCAGAACCCGCCUGCGCCCCCUGGUACCCCCAACGCCAAUUUAUCGAACAGCUACGACGCAUCGAUAUCGAAAUCCACCACCAACUCGGCCUUCACCCCCAUCAACUCAAUGUCGGGUCAUUUGAACCUCAACCACCACCAGUUGGCCCCCAAUAGGCCCUACAUCUACGACGCCAUCAGCUUCCAGAAGCAGAACAGCCUCGACCUGCCCAAGAGCCAGCCCUCCAACGGCUUCCCCAACCAGUUGAUCUCCCUCCACCAGAUCCGUAAUUACGCGCAUCAGCCCAACGCCGGCCUCAUGGAGCACUCCAUCCUGGGGGGGCUCAAGGACAAGUAGGGGGCGGGACCCCCGGGAUAUGACUGUGAUCGGAGGCAAUAGUUGGCUGAAUUAAUAAAAAAAGACAAUUUGUGAAUACUUUGUACAGAAGACAUAGGUUUAUUUCACUGGGCCGGGGGGCUCCGCCCCCGGCAUAGCUCAAUAUAUUUGUAAUAAUAUAAUUUAUUUUUAAUUUUUUUCCAGUUUUUCUUAUAAGGGCGAAAACAGCAACGCAAUCGUUUAAGUUUAUGAGAUUUUUGUUUAGGGACGGUUACAUUGUUGUUUGUAAAGAAAUGCAAUUACGUUAUGUUAACGUUACGUUACGACCUCUGUUAAGUUUCAAGUGAAGAAAGCUUUAACUUACGAAAUUAUCCCCUAAUUAGGCUUUUUUUCUUUUGUAAGUAGCUUGUGAUCAGAAAUAAUGUUGUAUUUAUAUUUAAAAAAUUAUCGGUUUUUGUUAUAUACUUUAUUAAUAAAAAUUACAAUUAGUUA
This is a messenger RNA of Tribolium madens (black flour beetle), 2534 nucleotides long. RefSeq names its product zinc finger protein rotund-like. Gene Ontology annotation, biological process: negative regulation of transcription by RNA polymerase II. Bases 216 to 2063 code for a protein of 615 amino acids. The record is from RefSeq and is a predicted model, not a curated record. Lineage: Eukaryota; Metazoa; Arthropoda; Insecta; Coleoptera; Tenebrionidae. The transcript has 8 exons. Gene Ontology annotation, molecular function: DNA-binding transcription repressor activity, RNA polymerase II-specific.